AUGUACGGAUCGGAGACUUGGGCAGCACCAUCAACGGUUAUGGAGAGGCUUGACUGCACGGAACGAAAGCUGCUUAGACGGCUACUUGGCCACUUUUGGCCUAGGGUAUGUCACAAUGAAGAUCUUUACGUAGAAAUUGGUGUGGUAUACCGGCGGAUGACACGUGGAAAACAUCAACAUCUUGCACCGCCAUCGAAAGUGGCUAAAGAGUUUGUCGGGUUCGAGCUGGAAGAAGCCACCUGGCCGAAAACGGAAGUUCUGGACUGGGGUGAAUAUGGAAUAGCGACGAAUGGAUUGAUUCUGUGCAAGCUCUCGCAGAAGGUCGAGAAGGUUGGGCAGAGCUGUGUUCAAGGACGGCACACCUCGGCGAAGAUGCGGGUAAUCGCGUCAGGCGAUGACAUCAGCCCGCCGAUUAAGUCAAAACAACAACGCCCAACAACAUUUCCCAGUUGUUCAACUGAGCCAAGCGGGUACGAGACAGAACAGUUCAGCGAGUUUCAGAUUAAAAAGGAAGUGGACACUUUUGGUUACGGCUUCGAUUCAUACUCUUUUUCUGAUUUCUGUGACGAAGACAAUAAAUUUCUUAAGCGUAGAGGUCCUCGGACAACAAUAAAACAGAAUCAGCUUGAUGUUCUGAAUCGAAUUUUUUCUUCAACUCCAAAACCUUCGAAACACGCUCGAGCGAAGCUAGCCCUUGAGACUGGACUGAGUAUGAGAGUUAUUCAGGUUUGGUUCCAAAACCGCCGUAGUAAGGAAAGACGACUGAAACAUCUCUGCAACUACCUACGACAUUAUGAGCAAAGAGGUCUUCUACCUCCUCCAGUCCAAUUUGCUGCAGGAGAAGGAGGACGUACCCCUGAAGUGACGUCAUUCAGUCAGUAUCUUAGUGGAAUUGAAGGGCAACUAGACGAGGACGAUGAAGAAGACUGA
This is a messenger RNA of Necator americanus (New World hookworm), 930 nucleotides long. RefSeq lists its product as uncharacterized. The coding region runs from base 1 to 930 and encodes 309 amino acids. Gene Ontology annotation, cellular component: nucleus. NCBI's taxonomy places the organism in Eukaryota, Metazoa, Nematoda, Chromadorea, Rhabditida, Ancylostomatidae. The record is from RefSeq and is a predicted model, not a curated record. The transcript is spliced from 8 exons. Gene Ontology annotation, molecular function: RNA polymerase II transcription regulatory region sequence-specific DNA binding; DNA-binding transcription factor activity, RNA polymerase II-specific. Gene Ontology annotation, biological process: regulation of transcription by RNA polymerase II; neuron differentiation.